Molecule: messenger RNA, 1285 nt
Organism: Cucumis melo (muskmelon)
Lineage: Eukaryota; Viridiplantae; Streptophyta; Magnoliopsida; Cucurbitales; Cucurbitaceae
Product: WAT1-related protein At4g08300-like
Exons: 7
Coding region: 60-1142 (360 amino acids)
Cellular component (GO): plasma membrane
Molecular function (GO): transmembrane transporter activity
Source: RefSeq, a predicted model, not a curated record
UCAAACUCAACUUAAUAAACUUGUAUUCUGAGGAGGAGAGGUGGAUAUCGAUCAUCGCCAUGACGAUGAACCCUUGUUUCUUACAAGUGUUUUUUACUAGGUUUAAGCCGCACAUCCUCAUAAUUUUUACUCAAGUUGGCUACACGUUUUUGUAUUUUUUCAUUGAUGCUUCCUUCAAGCAUGGCAUGAAUCCUCACGUUCACAUCACUUAUCGACAAAUUCUUGCUACCAUCACCUUGCUUCCCUUUGCUUAUUUUCUCGAAAGGAAAUUAAGACCAAGGAUCACAUUGGCGCUAUUAUUAGAGAUUUUUUUUCUUUCUCUAAUGGGGGUGACUUUGAGUAUCAACACAUACUUUGCAAGUUUGAAAUACACAUCUCCCACUUUUAUCACGUCAAUGCUCAACACUGUAGCUGGCUUGACAUUUGUUAUUGCGGUUAUGUUCAGAUUGGAGGUUGUGGAGUUUGAAAAUCCAAAAGGAAUAGCAAAAGUGAUGGGGACAUUGGUUUCACUAGGUGGUGUGUUGAUAAUGACAUUCUAUAAAGGACCUAUAAUUAAAAGUGUAUGCCAUCCUCUCAUCCAUAUUCAACACAAAGCUACAUAUUAUCUCCAUGAGGAUUGGCUCAAGGGUUCACUUCUUACUGUUUCAAGCUGCCUUUCCUGGGCCAUUUCCUACAUUUUGCAGGCAUUUACGUUAAAGCGAUACCCAGCACCGUUAUCAUUAACAACAUGGAUGAACAUGUUUGGAGCAGCACAAACAGCUUUUUACACAGUGUUGACACAACGCAAGGCAGGAGUUUGGAAUCUUGGAUUAAACAUCGACCUUUGGGCCAUUAUCUAUGCAGGAAUUAUGUGCUCAGGUAUUAUAAUAUAUAUACAACUAUGGUGCACAGAAGAAAAAGGGCCUGUUUUUGUCACAAUGUACAAUCCACUUUGUUCCAUUUUGGUUGCUCUCUUAGCUUACUUUGUUUUUGGACAAAAGCUUUACUUUGGCAGCAUUGUUGGUGGAGUUAUCGUCAUCAUAGGGCUGUAUUUGCUGUUAUGGGGCAAACAAGAUGAUGACCAAAAGCUUCAAAAUAAGUCACCUUUGGAAUCUGAUUCCCUCCAUCAAACUUCCAAACAACCUCAUUUAAUUCCAAAUUAGUCCUUAAUUAGGCAUCUCCCAUAUUAUAACUUUUGCAUAUUUAUUUACUACAUUAUAUGAACUACUGCCUUUAAUUUAUCACCAUUCCUACGAUUAUAUAUCAUCUCUCUAGUAAUGGAUCUUAAAUUGAAAACCAUCUCUAA